AUGGCGGCCGCCGAGGGGACACCGGGGACGUUGGGGACAGCGGUGCCACCACCCCCUGGGCCACCCUCUGUGCCACCCCCUGUGCCACCGCCUGGGCCACUCCCACCUGUGCCACCCCUGGAAUGCAGCGGCGACGACGCUCAGGCCAUGGGCCGGGAUCCGCUUCCCGUCCUGCGCCAGAUUUUGGCCGCCUGCGCCUUUCCUGAUCUUUUGGAGUCUCCCGCUCUCCCCGAGGCCGCGCGGAGCCGCGCGCGGAGCGUCCUGCGGGAAAUGGACGCCGGGAACAUCGGGGGCUACAACCACGAGCACCGAUCCCAUGGGGUCCCCGCCAGGGUGUCCCGGUUCCUGGAAUUCCGGGAUGGAGGCGUCCCCUGCGACCCCCGAGACAUCGUCCUGUGCAGCGGCACCACCACCGUGAUCCCGAUCCCGGGGCUGGGCCGUGGACGUGGCCGCGCUGCGCCGGGAAGUGCGGGAAGCGCGGAGCCGCUGCCACCCCAGGGUGCUGUGGGUGGUCAACCCCGGGGACCCCACGGGCCACGUGCUGAGCCGGCCGGACAUGGAGAGCAUCGUCCGCCUGGCGGCCGAGGAGCCCCUGCUGCUGCUGGCGGACGAGGUGGGCGCCGGGAAGAGGAGGUGCAUCAGGAACGAGCCUUCUCCCCGGAGCGCCCCUUCCUGUCCUUCAAGCGCGUCCUGGCCGAGCUGGGGGCCCCGCUGGCCACCAGCGUCCAGCUCGUCUCCUUCUACUCCCUCUCCAAAAGCGCCGCCGGAGAGAGCGGAUUCCGGGCGGGAUUCCUGGAGCUGGUGAAUGUGGAUGAGGGGGUCCGGCAGCCGUUCCAGCUGGCCCAGUCCAUUCCCCGGCCCUGCGUGCCGGGCAGGAUCCUGCUGGAUCUCCUGAUGGAGCUGCCGGAGGAGGGGGAUCCCGUCCGGCGGGCGCUGGAGGAGCACCGCCGGGAUCUGUGCCGGGAUUUGGCCGCCAACGCCCGGCGGCUGCAGGAGGAGCUGGGCCGGGCCCCCGGGAUCCGGUGCCAGCCCCUGGCCGGGGGUCCCCGCGCCUUCCCCCGCAUCCGGAUCCCGCCCCGCGCCCGGAGCCAGGCCCGGCCGCUCCGUCCCCUCCGCAGGCGCUGGGCCUGGAGCCCGACGUCUUCUUCUGCCGGCGGCUGCAGGAGGCCACGGGGCUGGUGGUGGCCCCGGGGAGCCACUUCGGGAUGGGGGGGGACAGCGGCCACCUGGGGCUGUCCCUGCUGCUGCCGGCGCCGGCGCUGGAGCGGGCGCUGCUGCUCCUCCGCCGCUUCCACGCCCAAUUCCUGCGGGAAUUCUCCUGACGGAGCCACCCGGGAACAGCAAUUCCAGCCGGGAUCGGGGCCGGGAUUCACCGCGGGUGAAUUCGGCAAUCUGGGAUUGGAGUUUUGGGGCUCUGGAAGCGAAUUUGGGAAUCUGGGAUUGGAUUUUGAGGAUCUGGGAUUGGAUUUGGGGAAUUUGGAAUUGGGAUUUGAGAAUCUGGAAGCGAAUUUGGGAACGUGAGAUUGGAUUUUGGGAAUGUGGGAUUGGAUUUUUAGAGCUCUGGAAGUGAAUUUGGGAAUGGAUUUUGGGAAUCUGGGAUUGGAUUUUCGGGGUUUGGAAGUGAAUUUGGGAAUGUGGGAUUGGAGUUUUGAGGAUCUGGGAUUGGGAUUUGGGAAUCUGGGAUUGAAUUUGGGAGACUUGGAUUGGAUAUGGAAACCUGGGAUUGGAUUUUGGGAAUCUGGAAGCGAAUUUGGGAAUCAGAGAUUGGAUUUUUGGGGAAUUAGGGAGUGAAUUUGGGAAUCUGGGAUUGGGAUUUGGGAAUCUGGGGUAAAAUCCCCUUUUCAUGGACUAAAUCCCUUUUCCAGGGAUAAAAUCCAAGGAUAAAUCCCCUCUCCAGGACCAAAGUCCCUUUUUCUGGGAAUAAAACUCCUUUUCCAAGGA
This is a messenger RNA of Corvus hawaiiensis (hawaiian crow), 1941 nucleotides long. RefSeq names its product alanine aminotransferase 1-like. NCBI's taxonomy places the organism in Eukaryota, Metazoa, Chordata, Aves, Passeriformes, Corvidae. The record is from RefSeq and is a predicted model, not a curated record. Gene Ontology annotation, molecular function: L-alanine:2-oxoglutarate transaminase activity. The transcript has 10 exons. Bases 1 to 1521 code for a protein of 506 amino acids.